AUCAAGCACCUAGGCAUGCAGACUGCUUCUACAAACAUUUGUGAAAGAAUGGGUUGCUCUCAGGAGCUCAGUGAAUUUAAGUGUGGUACCGUGAUAGGUUGCCACCUGUGCAAUAAGUUCAUCCGUGAAAUUUUCUCCCUACUAAAUAUUCCACGGUCAACUGUUAGUGGUAUUAUAACAAAGUGGAAGUAACUGGAAACAGCCGCAACUCAGCCACAAAGUGGUAGGCCACAUAAAAUGACAGAGCGGGGUCAGCGCAUGCUGAAGCACACAGUGCGCAGAAUUCGCCAAGUGUUUGUGGAGUCAAUAGCUAAAAACCUCCAAACUUCCCGUGGACUUCAGAUUAGCAGAGCAGUGCGUAGAGAACUGCAUGGAAUGGGUUUUCCAUGGCCUAGUAGCCGCAUCCAAGCCUUACAUCAUCAAGUACAAUGCAAAGUCGGAUGUAGUGGCAAAACGCAGUGGAGGAGAAUGGUACUUGUCCGACUGCAUUUUACCAAGUGUAAAGUU
Staurois parvus is the source of this 507-nucleotide messenger RNA. Lineage: Eukaryota; Metazoa; Chordata; Amphibia; Anura; Ranidae. The record is from the annotation of a GenBank genome assembly.